Molecule: messenger RNA, 1570 nt
Organism: Cyphomyrmex costatus
Lineage: Eukaryota; Metazoa; Arthropoda; Insecta; Hymenoptera; Formicidae
Exons: 8
Coding region: 80-1570 (496 amino acids)
Source: RefSeq, a predicted model, not a curated record
AGUUAGACGUUACGACGUUAUUAGAUACGUCCUGUUCCGAUAAUUGCUCAACCUUUACAUUUUUUUUGUAUCGAAAACAAUGGAAUCCAGUGAAACAGAUGAAAUAAAUAAUAAGAUGCCAUGGCCGGCAUAUUCUGAAAUCUUUAAAUUUGAUUCAAAGUUGAGCAACGAAAAAAAUUAUGCAUUUGUUUGCAAAUUUUGCUUUGGGCAAAAAAUUAUUCAUGCGAAUAAAACUUCUACAGCGAACUUGAGGAAACACAUAAACAUUUCCAAAGAAUUUAUACAAUUCCAUAAGUUCUACAUUGAAUCAAAUCAGCAACAUAGAAUAGCAAAACAUCCACAUUACAUUAAAAAAAUAGACGAAAUCAAAGAUCAACUUAAAAAUAAACGUCAAAAUGAAGACGAAUCUAAAAAUGUUAUGAAAAAACAAUUAGUCCUAGAAAAAUGGGAAUCUAGUAAAAUAACUCAAAAAAAAGUGGAUACUGCUAUAUUGAGAUUUGUUAUUGAAACUGUUCAGCCCCUCUCACUAGUAGACAACCCUGCAUUCAUUGAUCUAUUUAAAAUCGGACUGCCUUCAUCAAUUCGAAUAAUAUGCACAAAAACGUUGCGAGAAAAACUUAUUCAAUCUUAUGUUGAUAUGAAAUCUGCACUUGAUAAAAAAUUAUCUAAAAUAGACAUAUUGUCAACUACAGCAGACUUAUGGAGUAAAGCAAAGAGAAGUUAUUUAGGAAUAACUGCUCAUUGGAUUGACGAAAGAACUUUAAAAAGAGAAUCAGCCGCACUGGCUUGCCGUAGAAUGAAGGGAAAGCAUUCAUUUGAUGUUUUGGCAAGUGCUAUUAAUUCCGUGUUCUUGGAAUACCACAUACAAAAUAAAGUGUGUUGCACUACAACAGAUAAUGGUUCCAAUUUUGUUAAAGCAUUUCGAGAAUUUGAGAAAGAUGAAAUUGACAUUAACAUAGAAUUCCAUGAUUUAAAUAAUUUACUAACUAUACAUGAAACAAAAGAUAUAGAAGCAGAAGAUUUGGAAUUCAUUACUCUUCCGCCACAUCAUAGAUGCGUUAGUCACACAUUAAAUCUUAUUGCGGUCAAAGAUGCCGAUAAAGCUUUAGAUGAUAUUUCAUAUAAGAAAAAAUAUAGAGUAACCUUUGCCAAACUGUCAAAAUUAUGGAAUAAACAGAAUCAGUCCACACAAGUGGCAGAUAAAAUUAAAGAAAAUUGUGGGGUAUAUUUAAAAACUCCCGUUAUUACAAGAUGGAAUUCAACUUUUGAUUCCGUUUAUCAAUUGGUGACUCUUUUGAAAGAAGACUCAGAUAAGAUAAAUCAGUGUUUGGAUUUUUGUAACUUACAAAGAUUAACAAAUAAUGAAAUUAAAUUUUUAGAUGAAUAUUGUCAGGUAAUGGAACCUUUGGCAAAGGCAUUAGACAUCUUGCAAAGCGACAUUGGUAUGUACAUGGGAUAUUUGUUACCCGUCUUAAAUAGUUUGCAAGAAAAACUUCUAAACAUUGAGCAUCAAUUAAUGGAUUGCCGUUCUUUAACUAAAGCCAUUCAACAAGGUUUAAAUAAAAGGUAA